This is a messenger RNA of Paramecium tetraurelia, 804 nucleotides long. RefSeq lists its product as uncharacterized. The annotation marks the transcript as partial. Lineage: Eukaryota; Ciliophora; Oligohymenophorea; Peniculida; Parameciidae. The transcript has a single exon. The record is from RefSeq and is a predicted model, not a curated record.
AUGAAGGAAAUCAAAAGGAAAAUAAACAAUAAUCAACUAGAUUGCCACCAGGAAAGUCAGAUUAAUCAGAAUCUUCUGAUCCCCUUCAUGAUCAUUAAACAGCACAUUAAUAAACAGCAAAUCAAGAAAACAAGUUAUAAGGAAAUCUUAUACAUGAUGAAAGCAAAUCAACUUCCACAAGAUUGCCUCCUGGCAAAUAUGAUCAACCUGAAUCAUCUAAUCCAAUUCAUGAUAAAUAAACUUCUCAUCAAUAAUCGGCAAACUAAGAUAAACCAUUUUAAUCCAAUCCUAACUAUAAAGAUGCUUCUUCAGCUGAUGAAUCUUCAGCAAAACCAACUCAUAGUUAGAACAAUUAACAUGUUACAGUUAAUUCUGCAGGAAAUUAAAAUUCCCAUGCUGGAGUUUACGAAGAACCAUUCCAGGGUAAUCCAAAUUAUAAGGAAGACAAACCAGAGAAGAUAAUUGAAGAUGUAGGUUUUGGAUCUGGCUCACCAAAUGCUUAUGAUGAAGAUGAAUGUCCAUAAGGAGAGGAAGAUGAUACUCCAAUCAAUUAUGAAGAAGAAGAGGUACCAGAAUAACCUGAGCCUGAAGUUUAAGAAGCUCCUGAGGAAACAGAAAAAGAAGAAGCAAAACCUGAAGAAGAACAAAAAGACGAAGAGGAGGAAAAACCAAAAAAAGAACCAGAAGUUGAAAAGCCUAAAGUUGAAGAAAAAUAACCUAUUCCAGAAAUUCCUCCUGAUGAUGAUGAACCUGCUGUUGAAGGAGAGGUUAUAAAAACAGAAGGAGUUGGUUCAUCAGUUGAUG